AUGGCAAAGAUAGAUGAUGAAAUUAAAGAGAUUAAAAAUUCUUCGGUUUGUGAAGCGGGAUACUCUGUAUCUAAUACUACACUUACCGAAAUAAAAAAUUUCGUUGAUAUACCUGCAUUUGAUAUCAAUAGUGGAGCUAAUGUUAAGACACAUAAUGCUCCAAUUUCUAGCCACUCUGUAAACACUCUCGGUAUCAAUGCUCCUAAUAAUGCUUCAAAUUCUGAUAUUACUAAAAAG
Dentiscutata erythropus is the source of this 237-nucleotide messenger RNA. The record is from the annotation of a GenBank genome assembly. Lineage: Eukaryota; Fungi; Glomeromycota; Glomeromycetes; Diversisporales; Gigasporaceae.